This is a messenger RNA of Acanthaster planci (crown-of-thorns starfish), 2933 nucleotides long. Its product is annotated as nucleoside hydrolase-like. Gene Ontology annotation, molecular function: hydrolase activity, hydrolyzing N-glycosyl compounds. The record is from RefSeq and is a predicted model, not a curated record. NCBI's taxonomy places the organism in Eukaryota, Metazoa, Echinodermata, Asteroidea, Valvatida, Acanthasteridae.
AGUUAAAGUUGUUUGUGCGAGACUUGUGCCUUGUUUUUUUGUUGUUUUUUUUUUUUUUUUGGUAAUCGCGGUGGCUAUUCCUAUCAUAGAGAAAUGUAGCUCUAUGUUCCUAUCAACGACAAUCCCAGUUUUUACCCAGGCAGAUGCAGCGCACGUUUGUCUACCCAACCAAGUCACAAGUUCCCGGUAAGGGAACUUGCCAAAGAAUUUGGUAAAAAGACGGUCUGUUGAAAUGGCGGAGAAGCUACCGAUGAUUAUCGACUGCGACCCAGGCAUUGAUGAUGCCGUAGCCAUCAUGAUGGCUCUGUCUCAACCCAGUGUAGACUUACUAGCCAUUACAUGUGUUGCCGGGAACACACACCUAGAAAAUGUGCUCCUCAAUGCACUCAGGGUGCUGAGAGUUUGUGACAGGCUGGAUAUACCUGUGUAUAGAGGUGCAGGUGUGCCGUUGCUAAAUCUCAGCAGCAAAAGUAAUGCCCAACACGUCCAUGGUUCAGAUGGCCUAGGGGGUGUACCCGACCCAGACCCUCCCAGUCUUGAUCUGGUCCAAUCAGAGCACGCCGUCCACGCCAUGCUUCGCUUGACCAAAGAGCAUCCCGGUCAAGUGACCAUGCUAGCUAUCGGACCACUGACCAAUCUAGCUCUGGCCAUACGACUGGAUCCGGGAUUCACCGGUAGACUGAAGAAGCUGGUAAUCAUGGGCGGCAACACAGAGGGGUAUGGAAACAUAACUGACACAGCCGAGUUCAAUUUCUUUGCGGACCCCGAGGCAGCUCACAUUGUGCUGAGCAGUGUCCAGUGUCCAACAGUGGUCGUAGCAUGGGAGACGUGCUUGAGAAAUGGACUGAGCUGGGAGUGGUUUGACGCAUGGAUAGCGAAGCAGAGCCCAAGAGCCAUCUUUGUCAGCGCAAUCCUCAGAGAGUUCGUCUCUCGCUUGCAGAACACCCUCAGAUCAAAGAACCUGAUCCUCUGCGAUGGACUUGCCAUGGCUGCCGCCGUCAACCCAAGCGCGGUGAUGGAAUCGAAGCGGAUGUCUGUGCACGUGGAGUUGAGAGGGACAACCACCCGCGGCCAGAUGGUCCCAGUCAUCAAGAACGUCCAGGGGCUGGCAGUGGGGCCCACGGUGGAGGUCGUGAAGAAGUGUGACACAGACAUCUUCGCCGCUAUGUGUGACAAAGCCACCGAUUAGUGACACUGCUGUUGAGCCUACUUGGGCAGGCAUUCACCACGUUAAGGGGACGUGUUCUUGUGUUAAGGAGAUAAGUUCUUUUGUUAGGCGAAUUUGGACUGAGUGGUGGGGACAUCUUUCUUUGUCGUCAGACAGCUUUUGGUCCCCAGAAAAUAGGUGAAAUACCGAGUGAGCAUGUACGUCCCCACAACUACGGUGCAGAAGAACGUGUGCCAUCUGUGUGUCAACAAGAUAUACACUUUGUAUUCAAAGUGCUCGUGCAGUGUCAUUUUUCAGUGCAGUUUAUUUAGUUGCUCUGCAUUUUCCCAUUAACAUGAGUUCUCCACUUUGUUUUUACUAUUUAGAGGGCAGCUUGUUACCCUUUUCAUAUUUGCAAUGAUGCAAAUUUGCAUAUGUAUGAGCAAAACUGUGAUGUCGUUUAUGGCAGAAAAGCUCAUCAUUACAGUUAUUUCUGCACUGAAAUUAGCCAGAAUUUGGGAUAUUUUGCAGUCCAGUAUUUUGUUUUCUUCCCAGAUUUGUUUUUAUUUUCCAUUUAUGGCAGUAGGCCGGGGACCAAUGUUUCCUCACGGAUCAUUCCAAAAAAGCAAGUCUGGCGUUCACGAUUUUAUCAGAAAACGUCCCAAACUGAACAGUGUCUUCCUGUAAAGGCAUCACAUCAAGAGCACCCUCACUUGGGAGGUAAAGCUGAGAAAUUGCUAAACGUUCACUAAGUGCAUUUUUCAAUUAGAAAAUCAAAAAGUUAUUGUCAAGUGUGUAUGUCUCAACGUUUGUUACUUCAACAUGUAAUUCUUUGUGUUCGAAAUGAUACUGGUAUGUGGUGUUUUCAAAGGUAAUGAAAAUUUUUUGAAAAGGUUAUUUACAAGUGCAUGUAGUUUAAAUUGCAUUCAUAACACCAUUUUCUACUUCAUACGAAAAAGAGUUUAGGUCAUUAUCCCCAAAUAUUUCCAAAUAUUUGUUACUCGUUUCAAGCAUUAAUGAGCGAGUUUUCAAUCAGUGCUUGCAUAGAAACAUUUUGUGUAGUAGUUAUUUCAUUUAUACCUGUCAUUAUAUUAAGUCUUUUGGAAUCAUGCUAGGCUGUUAAUCCUUUUUUUAACAAAGUAGGUACCAACCUUAAUUGAAACAAUUGAAACACCAUUCAGGGACAGUUGUCUAGUUGUGGUGAUUGCGGACACUUUUACAGUGGCUGUUGGUUUCCUGUUGUAGUGUUUAAAACCAGCAUGAAUAACCUAGAUUUGACUGGAAUCACGGCACAGUUAUAUUGGGGGUGAGAAGUUGUGUUGGAUGCAUUUCCCACUAUUAUGACAGUGCAUCUAGCAUUGCGGAGUAGUAUGUUCUUGCUGCAUCAGCUAUUUCUCCACAGUGGUUAUAAAUUUCUGCAGGAUGGUAACUUAGCAGACCUGUUUGCUGUGUUUUUUAAUUCGCAGGUUGAAAACAAGGGACGUUCCGUUUGAUGAACAGCAUUUAAGUUUUUUAGUAUAAUCCAUUUUAGUGGAUAGUGUCUGAAAUAAUUCCAACAAUUGAAAACUUGACCAAUAAAGCAACUCAAACUAGAACAAUCCUAAAGUAAAGCUAACUCUUCUGGAAAUCUUUUUGUCAUUUUCAAGAAGUGGGCAAGCAAUUAAAACGAUCGUGGUCUACUUUUGUCUAGUUCUGUCCAACUCCACCCCCUUUAUACUUUGAUAUACGUUUCACUUUCACGGUAUGUUCAGUAUUAAAUCAUUUCUUGAUCAGUACGACAACAAAA